GGCGGGGUCCCCUCGCGGCGGGGUCCCCUCACGGCUGGAUCCCCUCACGGCUGGAUCCCCUCACGGCUGGAUCCCCUCGCGGCGGGGUCCCGCGCAGCCGGGGCAGGAUUGGGUUGGGUUGUUUAUCCGAACCUGCCACUGGAGGUCGAGGUGACGCCGCCGACUUUCCGAGCGCGUCCCGACCGCGCCGCCGGCGCGAUGGGUUGGGUGGGGCUAGGCUGCGGGAAAGAGCAAUAGGGAAGGGGCUGCCAGCGGUGUCGAGAAUUGCUGUAGCUCUUUCUGUGGGCAGGUGCUGCUGGUUUGUGGAUUAUGAGAAAAAAUACGUAAUUGCCAGAGGAGGCGAUGUUGUGGUGCUGAACAUCUCUGGUGACGAAUGCUCCCGCUGCUCCUCGCUCCCUCAGUCAAUUUAUUUAUACUGAAACCUCUUGUUCUUAGGUUUGCUUUCCUGCAGCGAACUCCUGAAAGUCUCUUUACAGUGAGAUCAAGGUGCCUUUUUCAGCUCAUCGUUCCAGAUGUCAAGCUUUGUCUAACUCUUCGGUUUCUCGUAGUUGAAAGAACAGAUCAUAGUGAUGAUGUCAACUGCUGCGCCUUCUCAUCGUCGUGCUUGGCCACUUGUUCCAUGGACAAAACAAUUCGCGUCUAUUCUCUGCGCGGCUUCGCGGAGCUGCCGUACUCGCCGCUGGCGGGCCACGCGUACGCCGUGCACUGCUGCUGCUUCUCGCCGUCGGGCCGCCUGCUGGCCUCCUGCUCCACGGACGGCACCACGGCGCUGUGGGACGCGCGCCACGGCGGCCGGCUGGCCGUGCUGCCGCAGCCCGGGGACAGCCCCGUCAGGGUCUGCCGCUUCUCGCCCGAGCCCGCCUACCUGCUGGCGGGGGCGGCCGAUGGCAGCGUGGUGCUUUGGAACGUGCGCUCCUUCAAGCUGCACCGAUCUGCGAAAGUUAAAGGUGGUUCUUUGAUGGCUUGUGCAUUUGCUCCCAAUGGAAAUUUCUUUGUCACUGGAUCAUCAAGUGGUGAUUUAACCAUUUGGGAUGAUAAAAUGAGAUGCCUGUAUAAUGAAAAAGCACAUGAUCUUGGCGUUACCUGCUGUGAUAUUUCUUCACAUCCAGUAUCUGAUAGUGCAAAUGGGUUCAAAUACUUCCAGAUGGCUUCCUGUGGACAAGAUAAUCAGAUCAAACUCUGGCUUAUUUUGUUUGCAGAUUUCUUAGGUGUUCAGUUAAAAUAUAAAUGCACACUGAGUGGGCACUCUGCCCCAGUUCUGGCUUGUGCAUUUUCGUGUGAUGGACAGAUGAUAGUCUCAGGGUCUGUGGACAAAUGCGUCAUAAUCUAUGAAACUAGUACUGGCAAUACCCUUCACACUUUGUCUCAGCAUACAAGGUAUGUUACAACUUGUGCGUUUGCACCACAUAGUCCCUUACUUGCCACAGGCUCAAUGGAUAAAACUGUGCACAUAUGGCAGCUUGACCUUAAGCAGCCCUGUGCAGGAGGUACUGUAGAAAAUGAAUCAAAGGUGGCUGUCGAGGACUGGUCAGAGGAUGAUGUUUCAGCCUGGCUCUGUGCACAGGAUUUAUCAGACUUCGUUGGACUUUUCAAAAUGAAUAAUAUUGAUGGCAAGGAACUACUGAAUCUUACUAAGGAAAGUCUUGCUAACGAAUUAAAAAUUGAGUCUCUAGGCCUGCGCAGUAAAGUUCUCCAGAAAAUUGAAGAACUGAGGAUGACAAUGAUCUCGGUGUCUGUUCCUGAUGAGUUCCUAUGUCCUAUAACAAGAGAGCUUAUGAAUGAUCCUGUCAUUGCCACAGAUGGCUAUUCCUACGAAAGGGAAGCAAUGGAAAACUGGAUCAGCAAUAGACGAUCUAGUCCCAUGACAAAUCUUCCUCUCCACUCUCUUAUGCUCACACCAAACAGGACACUAAAAAUGGCCAUUAGUCGCUGGCUGGAGACUCAGAAGAAAUAGUUAAACCACUUAAUUUUGAAGCCAUUUGUUAAAAUCAAUUGUAAUUUUAUGCAGCUGAAGGAACUAAUUUUAUCAGUAACAAAUGGAAAGUAAAAGUUGUGUUUCUCUUCUAA
This is a messenger RNA of Prinia subflava (tawny-flanked prinia), 2067 nucleotides long. RefSeq names its product WD repeat, sterile alpha motif and U-box domain containing 1 (gene WDSUB1). Gene Ontology annotation, molecular function: ubiquitin-protein transferase activity; protein binding. Lineage: Eukaryota; Metazoa; Chordata; Aves; Passeriformes; Cisticolidae. Gene Ontology annotation, biological process: protein ubiquitination. The coding region runs from base 374 to 1954 and encodes 526 amino acids. The record is from RefSeq and is a predicted model, not a curated record. The transcript has 11 exons.